This is a messenger RNA of Kickxella alabastrina, 726 nucleotides long. RefSeq lists its product as uncharacterized. The record is from RefSeq and is a predicted model, not a curated record. Lineage: Eukaryota; Fungi; Kickxellomycota; Kickxellomycetes; Kickxellales; Kickxellaceae. The transcript has a single exon. The annotation marks the transcript as partial.
CAAUUUGUCAUUGUAAUUAAGGUUAACACUAAAUAAAAUAAUGAUACUACAAAUAUCCUGCAAAUGCAGGACCCCCUUUCGCAUGCGCCGCCAAGCGAACUGGGAAUAUCUGCGCGGGCAACGAUCGCUGCUGUGCAGGUGCAUCCAACACGCAGAGACUCCAAUUCGUAGUCUUGUUUGCGGUACUGCAUCGGCCAGCACUGCCCCUCCCCAAUCGCGCUACCGCCGCUUGCGCUGGGCGGGAUAUUUUGAGCAUCCUGCAGUGCAUGCAUUAGCCAGCUCUGUUUUUAUGCGCAUUCCACAUACCAAGAUGGCAAAGGGGUGUGCAGGCGGCAGCGUAUUUGUAGCUGUGCAACCACCUCCCCCAAAUGGGCAAUGUCGUCUUUCGGGAUACCUGCAAAUCACAACAUGCUUUCCAUUUUAGCAGAAGCGAUUUUUGCCACCAAAUCACAAUUGUAGCUUUCCAAAUAAAUCCGGCACAUAUAUCAGCUUGGAUAUGAUGCGCAAUUAUAAUUUUAAAUUUAAAAUUAUCGAGAAAAAUAAAUGCGAGGAUAAUUGCGAUUGAUGUUGCAAUAUAUGCUGUGAUGGAGAUGGGGCAAGCGGCGUGUAACUUGGUGAUAUCUAAUUUACACGUGCACCCAAAGAAACUUCAUUUAUGGUGCCCUGUCUUCCUUUGCCUUUUGGCAGUUAUGAUUGAACAUCGCUCCCACUCGCACUGUGACUCAA